This is a messenger RNA of Lineus longissimus, 780 nucleotides long. RefSeq names its product BLOC-1-related complex subunit 7-like. The transcript has 3 exons. The coding region runs from base 28 to 336 and encodes 102 amino acids. Lineage: Eukaryota; Metazoa; Nemertea; Pilidiophora; Heteronemertea; Lineidae. Gene Ontology annotation, cellular component: BORC complex. The record is from RefSeq and is a predicted model, not a curated record.
GAUUUUACAUGCACCCGCUAAGUAAGCAUGGCUUCGACUGGUCAUGGAGGUUGGAACCAAGAAACAAAAUCUCGUCUUUCGGAGAAAAUAUACGUUAAUGUGAACGAUAUUGCAUCACUAACUCGUCAGCUGAUACGUGGAUCAAAGUCGAAUGAGCUUUUGGCUCAGGCCGCAAAGAACUUUGCUUUUCAAGAGACGGCAAUCAACAACUCCAGUGAGACUGUGAAGAGGAUGGGACUAAUCACAUCACAGCUACUGUUUCAAGCUGAAGCUAUAGAGAGAAGCAUGGCUCUGAUGGACGACGUUCAGGACCAACUGAAGACCAUACAGAGAUGAGGCCAAAAGACUUAUUGAUGUGGAGUCAAUUAGCUGCGGUCCAAGUGGGAAGUAGAUAAACUCCAAAUGGACUAUAGCAGCAUAAGUCACCAAUAUUACUUUGGACACAAAAGCAGUGUGAAAGUGGUUUAGGUUCAGAAUGCUCUACUACUUUGCUAAGGUUGAGAAUGUGUUUUGUUGUAGUCUUUAAUGUGCAGCUACUUUAAGUUGUAUUUGAUCAGGUUGUGGAUGAGACGAAACAUUCAAUUCUCAUGGUUACUGCUGGAAUAUGUGACAAAAUAAUUACAUAUUUGACACCUGUCAUGGGCUGGUAGUCGGUGGUUGUCUCGACCAAUCCUGGCGGCUAUAACAUAGUGUGUUGAGAACAACUAGGCAGAGAUGAUGUUUGUCACAAAUACUUGUUGAUCCACUUCAGUGAAUAGAAAUAAAUGAGUGUUUUUGCCA